Messenger RNA from Eurytemora carolleeae, 775 nucleotides. RefSeq lists its product as uncharacterized. The transcript has 6 exons. NCBI's taxonomy places the organism in Eukaryota, Metazoa, Arthropoda, Copepoda, Calanoida, Temoridae. Bases 20 to 580 code for a protein of 186 amino acids. The record is from RefSeq and is a predicted model, not a curated record.
GUGGUGGUCUGAACUGGAAAUGGUUAAGAAGAUCAUUGGGGCUUAUGAGGCUAAUGCGUUAAAUGCCAUGAUAAGAGAGGUGAACUGGAGUGAGGAGAUCUUGUGGUCGGAGAUUCUUAUUCUGAAGUCGUAUGUAGCUAUCUUCACAGUGUUUGCUCAGUCAUCAGAUUUCCUCGGUUCUGAGAAGAAUACCACCAUCGCUCUGGUCUACCCUAUCAUCAAUGUUCUUAGGAAAACUCUGGCCAAGCAAGACCAUGCUGUAAAGCAGUUCCCCACAAAUCUUGAUAAACUCCUCAUGGAUAGAUUCAAGAGCGUGAUUCAUCUGGAGCUGUCGGACAAACUUUAUGUUGCUGCAACAUUUCUCCAUCCAGUCUAUCACUUGACCUUGUCAAAUGAAGUCAAAUCUAGAGCUAAACUUCACAUCAAGAGCAUUUGUCUAGAAUCGAUAUCGUCAGAGAAUCAGGAUGUGAUCUCAACAGUUGUAUCUGUAGCUGAAUCUGGAGAGGAAUGCAAUGAUUGCAUGACUGAAUAUUUGAAUGAAAUGGUGGUAGUGGAGGAGGAUGGAGAUCCGUUUUCUUGAGAUGUAAAGAUAAUGGAGGGGAAGUUUAAAGAGAUUAUUGUUAGGGUACGAGCUCAAAACCUUCUGAAGAUCUACGACCCUCUAGAGUAUUGGAAAACUGCGGGAACAGAGUACCAAACUAAUCUCCCACUUGUUGCCCAAGAUCUCCUCUGCAUCCCCGCAACUUCAACUUCCUGUGAAAGGGUUUUUUCACAA